GAGUCUGGCAAUCCCCGACACCCAGCAGCACGCCCUAGAGCUACUGUGUCUCAGCUCAGCCCGGCCUGGCUCGAUCGGCCAUUGCUUUCGAUGCCCAUUCGCCCGCCACAGGCCUCGGCAGUCUUUGCAACGCCGUAACCAUCAGUUGCAGACCGCUGGAGGGUCCCCGGCCCCGGGCACACAGGCACCCCCGUCAGGAUGGUCUUCGGCGGCCGCUUCAACACGGCGUGCCAUCUGUGCCGCAAGCGCCGCGUCAAGUGCGACGAGGGCCGGCCCGGCUGUCGCCGGUGCGCCGUCUACGGAAAACCCUGCCCGGGAUACUCGGACACAUUCCAUUUUGCCCACCAGGCCGGCACCGACCAACCACAACCGCAACGGCACCAGCAACAGCAGCGGCACCAGCACCAGCGACAGAGCCCCGAUGUGACCAUCUGGGCAUCCCGGCACGCUGCCUCCGGGUCUGCGGCUUCUUCCACCCUGGGUGUCUCAGCCACGGGUGCUGCCAUCGCUCCUGCCGGUCAUUUCUACCACGCCGCGCCGGUCCUGCCGCCGGCGCUGGACCCGCCCGAGGAGAUCACGUCUCUGUAUUAUUUCAUGAACCGCUUUGCCAGCCGCGCCGAGUGUGCCGGCCUGCCCGGCUAUCUCAACUUCUUGUUUUCGUUGUACGACCCAGGCAGGUCAGAUGCCCUCGAGCUGGCCACGCUGAGUGCCGCCCGCAUGGUUGCGUACAACCGCACCCGGCACAGUGACAAGUCUCUCAGGGACAAGUCGUACCGGGACCACGGCCUUGCCGUCGCCAAGAUUCGCAAGCUGCUGACCGACGAGGCCCGAAUAUCGAAACAACAGAAGCAGAAUGGCAGCAAGGAAGCCCCUUGUGCAACAGAGGCGACCCGUGAGGCGUUGAGUGACCGGACCCUCGGGACGGUUCUCCUGUUGAGCAUAUUUGGGCUCGUCAACGAUGCCGCGUCACGGCAUGCCGGCUCUCAUGCGUCCGGCGUCUACUACCUCCUGACCCGCCGAGGUCCGGAGCAGGGCUUUACUAGCAGGGGGCGGGAGCUCAUGUUUCUCUCCAUGGUCUACCUGCAAGCCGACGCGGCAGUACGCAACGACUUCAAGUACUGCGACUUUGCCUCGAUGGGUAUUCUUCCUCAGGGCAGCCAGAUCCUGGACCCCAUGACCCGGGUUGUCCCCAUCCUAGAGCUGCUAUGCCAGAAGAGCAAGCCACUACGCACCUUGCUGGAGCCCUCGGACUUUAUUGCCAUGUUCUCGCGAGGCAGCUCUCCCAGCACUCAGCAGGGAGACAGCCCAUGUUUCGACGGCGAUCGUAGCAAUGGCUACAUACCAAACGGUGUGCCCAGCAUCGCCAGGACGAAUAGCACCACUACUACUAUAAACGCAACAGAUACCCCCUUACCAACACGCCUCGGCACGCCCGGGAGCGCAAGCACACUAUUCUCAUGCCCAUCGUCACCACAAAAACACCAUCUCGAUGACCGGCUCACCCAGAUCCAAGUUGCGUGCAGCGCCCUCGACGAAUUCGAGGCAUGGAACAAGCACGCGACGGCAACCUGGCCACACUUUUACGGAGGCCGCGGCGGCCCGCCGCUGCUGGGGCAGUCAGCAGCCCACGCGUGGAUGUACCACUCCGAGACGGCCAGCACGGUCGUCUUGAUGCGCAGCUACCGGGUGCGCUUCUCGCUCUUGCUGCUCGCCGUCUGUCAGCAGACUAUAAAAGAUGCUACGAGUGCCUCGACGUGGCCGGGUGUGGCCACCGCGGGAGGGUCGUGGCUCACCGCACCCGCCGUUUCGGUCUCUCUGCCGGUUGCUGGAGGGCAUGACGGUGGCUUCGAGCUGACACACAAGGGACGAGCGAGUCCGAGUCCGACUCCGGCUCCGCCAACAGUGACCCCGAUGGUCGCGGGCUCUGUCGACGGGGACAACCACUAUACUCACCACGAUUCUAGCAGCAGUGUUGCUUUCAGCUCACCCGGCCAGACUCCAGCUCGCCCAGCCGCGGGCAAUGAUGCGGACUACACAGCAGAAGCUGCCCUGUCGUCACCAUCAUGUUCGGCAUUAUCAUCAUCAUCACCACACCCACUGCUGCACGACUCGAUGAUCUACCACGGCAGCCGCCGCCCGAGUAUAGACAAUGAACUCCUCGGCCUCGCAAUCCAGACGGCCGCGAAGCUCGAGCACGAAAUCAGGCUAGCCAUCGCCGACAUGGUGCACUGCAUCCCCUUUGUCCUCGACCCGACUACUCCUUCCUCUUAUUACUCCUCCACUUCACCAUCAUCAUCAUCAUUACCGUCGCCGCUACCACCAUCAUCAUCGUCGCAUGCCUCACCCAGAUCUCCGCCACCACCACCGCCGGCCCGACCGCCGUUGCCGCCGAUGAUCAACCUCGCAAGCCUGGAAAGCCAGCCCGCGCAGAAGGGCUUCGAGCUGCGCGACCCGCUGCGGCUCAUCGCCACGUGCCCCCUCGCGACGCCCGAGCAGCGGCGGCUCAGCCGGGUCAACCUGAAAAGGGUGCAUGAGAUUGCGGGGAUGAGGGAGCCGCCCCUGCCACCGCCGCUUCCGCUGCUUCCGCUGCUGUCCGAGGACGAGGACAGCCACGACGGUCAAUGGGCUCGGGGUUUGACGUUUUGAAAAAGGGACGGUUUUCCUCUGGGGAGAGAGAGAGGGGAGGUUUUUGGGUUUCAGAACGAGGAUGGGCAUGUACUAAAUCUAAUUGGGUCCAAGGGAGGGAGGGAGGGG
This is a messenger RNA of Microdochium trichocladiopsis, 2754 nucleotides long. RefSeq lists its product as uncharacterized. NCBI's taxonomy places the organism in Eukaryota, Fungi, Ascomycota, Sordariomycetes, Xylariales, Microdochiaceae. Gene Ontology annotation, biological process: regulation of DNA-templated transcription. Gene Ontology annotation, molecular function: DNA-binding transcription factor activity, RNA polymerase II-specific; zinc ion binding. Bases 199 to 2646 code for a protein of 815 amino acids. The record is from RefSeq and is a predicted model, not a curated record. The transcript has 3 exons.